GUUUUGCGUCUCACCAGCUUCAAGUUUUUCGGGAAGAGAUCCAGUCCGGAUUUUACCGCAGACCUCAGUCACCGUUACCGCAGCAUCCGUCUGAACUGCCUUCAAAUCCAGCCGUACACAGCACUUUUCCUCAGUUUCUUCACCUAAUACACCAAACCUUGACAUUCACCUGCUAUAUAUCAGUAAUUAUCUGCGGGGACCGACCGCUGACCGAGCGGGAUAAAACCCUUUAACCGCGACUAACAGCUUCGCUAAUCUCAGCAUCGGGUUUCUGCGCCAAGAAAUGAUGUGGACACCGAACCGCUGGUGAAAGUGCUCAAUAGUUCGGCUGCACAAGGAUUCACUGGUCAUGCUUUGCUUUGGAGGGACAAGAAGAGACGCUAAAUAAGAAAGGACGAGAGAGUCGAGAGAGGAGAAGUUAGACAGCAGCCGUGAUCAUGUCUCGCCAUCAAAGCCGAGCCACCAGCCUGGAGGAGAAGGGAGCCACGCCCAUCCACAAGAGCUCCACCCCCUCACACAGGAUGUCCACCCCCACUCACAAGAGCGCAUCCUCUUCCUCUUCAUCUCAGAGAGACAGUCGACAGGAGACGGAUAGUUGGGAAAUCAUCGAGGGGCUAAGGAUUGGUCAAACUCAUAUCCAGAGGCCAGAGAAACAUGAAGGUUUUAUGCUGAAGAAGAGGAAAUGGCCUCUGAAGGGCUGGCACAAGCGAUUUUUCGUUUUAGAUAAUGGGAUCCUGAAGUACUCCAAAUCUCCUGUAGAUAUUCAGAAAGGAAAGCUUCAUGGCAGUAUAGAUGUUGGUCUGUCUGUGAUGUCCAUCAAGAAAAGAGCUCGCCGCAUAGAUCUGGACACAGAAGAGCACAUUUACCAUCUGAAGGUGAAGUCUCCAGAUGUUUUCGACAUCUGGGUGUGCAAGCUGCGUCACCAUCGCUUGUUCCGUCAGAAUGAGAUUGUUCGCUCUCCUCGUGAUGCUACGUUACGGACCUUCCCUCCGUCUGCCAGCGCAGAGUCACCCCAGAACACCCCUUCUAGCACACACCAAAACAAGAGUAAACCCAGUAGUCUGCCCUGGCAGCUGCCGCCAUCCUGUAGUAAUGGACAGAGUAAAGUGGCAGCCUGGUUACAGGAGUCAGAGGAGAUGGACAAGUGUGCAGAAGAACUUGCCUACUGCCAGUCUAGUCUUUUAGAAUUGAGUCAACUGCUACAAAGUCUGGAGAUCUUACAAAGGACACAGUCAGCUCCAAACUUCACCGACAUGCAGAGUAACUGUGUAGAUUUGACAAAGAAAGAAAAGCGAGUCAGCAGAAGAUGGAGGACUAAAAGUGUCAGCAAAGAUGCAAAAUUGCAACAGCAGGUUCCCCUGAGUGCAAGUAUGUCUCAAGUGCGUCUCCACUCCUCUAAUCCUAACCUAUGUGUGGAGUUGGCUGAUUUUCAAACCCCUGUCACACGUCUGACUGACAGUAUCGACUGCGCCAGUGACUACAUCAAACUGCAGGAAGAUUUCUGCAUAAUUGCGCAAAAAGUGCACUCUCUUCUGAAAUCUGCCUUCAACACUGUGGCCAUAGAGAAGGAGAAGAUUAAACAGGUGUUGUUGGAACAGGAGCAGACGGGCCAAUCAAAUCAGAUUAUAACCCUCCACCGCUCCCUAUCACAGGCCUUGUCCCAGAAUGCUGAGCUCAAGACCCGUCUGAACCGGAUCCACUCUGAGUCGGUUCUGUCUGACCAGGUCGUCAGUGUCAACAUCAUCAGCAGUCCUGACGAGGCUGGCGAUCCGCUCCAUGUGGGCAUCCCUCUCUCUCAGCAGGUGUCCAAUGAGAGCAGACUCUCCAUGUCAGAGUCAGUGUCUGAGUUCUUCGAUGCUCAAGAGGUGCUUCUGUCCGCCAGUUCAUCAGAGAAUGAGGCCUCUGAUGACGAGUCUUACGUCAGCGAUGUGAGCGAUAACAUUUCAGAGGACAACGCCAGCGUCACAGAUAACGUUUCCAGACAGAUGCCUAAUGGUGAUCUGGCCAGUGGUGCGUUUCGUAACGGUAGACGUACGUGUCUCCCUGCUCCCGCCCCUGACACUUCCAACAUUAACCUGUGGAAUAUCCUAAAGAACAACAUCGGGAAAGACCUGUCUAAAGUGUCCAUGCCAGUGGAGCUGAAUGAGCCCCUGAACACACUGCAGCACAUGUGUGAGGAGCUGGAGUACACAGAACUGCUGGAUAAAGCAGCUCAAACCGAAGACCCCUAUGAACGCAUGGCAAUCGUUGCAGCGUUUGCAGUUUCAGGAUAUUCCUCCACCUAUUAUAGAGCGGGCAGUAAACCCUUUAACCCCCUUCUGGGGGAAACGUAUGAAUGUAUCCGUGAAGACAAAGGAUUCUGCUUCUUUUCUGAACAGGUGAGCCAUCAUCCGCCCAUCUCCGCUUGUCACUGUGAGUCACAGAACUUCACCUUCUGGCAAGACGUCAGAUGGAAGAAUAAGUUUUGGGGAAAGUCUAUGGAGAUUCUUCCCAUCGGAACAGUGAAUGUCAUGCUACCCAGUUAUGGUGAUCACUAUGAGUGGAACAAGGUGACGACAUGCAUCCACAACAUUCUGAGCGGGAGGCGAUGGAUCGAACAUUAUGGCGAGGUCACGAUCAGAAACACCCGCAACACUACCUGCAUCUGCAAACUCACCUUUGUUAAGGGAAACUACUGGAGCUCGAAUGUGAAUGAGGUGCAAGGAUCAGUGAUGGACCAGGAGGGAAAAGUCAUUCACAGACUGUUUGGGAAAUGGCAUGAGGGUCUGUACUGUGGAGUCCCACCUUCAGCCAAAUGCAUCUGGAGACCAGGGUCUAUGCCUACAGAUUAUGAGCUGUACUACGGCUUCAGCAGGUUUGCUAUAGAGCUCAAUGAGCUCUGCCCUGAGCUGAAGGAGCUGCUGCCACCAACAGAUGCUCGAUUCAGGCCAGACCAAAGGUAUCUGGAGGAAGGAAAUGUCCAGAUGGCAUCAGCUGAGAAACAAAGAAUCGAAGAGCAGCAGAGAAACAGGAGGAAGUGGCUUGAGGAGAACAACAUCAAAUACCAGCCGCGAUUCUUUAAGAAGGUUAUGGACAGUAACCAGAGGGAGAGAUGGGUGUCUAACAACACGUACUGGGAACUGCGCAAGGACCCUGGCUUCCUCAAACUAGAAAACCCUCAGCUGUGGUAGAUCCAGAUACCUGUGCUGAUGACGCCUUCACUGCUGACUGCAGAUGCUUACUAUGCAGAACAGGAGCAGCCUGGGACUUCCCUCUAGAUUUGGAUUUUAUCUCCAGAAACGGACUGAAAAACAAAAAACAAACACUCUCUCCUCAUCACUUCGGCAGGCUCCGCCUCCAUAUUCUCCCUCUCCAUAGUAACAGAGAGACAGUGCUGUUGUCAGGGCAAAAGUGAGAGCUGUAGAGCUGUCCACAUGAAGCCGGUUGUGCUUCCUGUUAAGUCCUUGCCUUAAGAAGUCGCAUCUCAACAACAACGUUUUACGCUUUUAGUGAAAUUCCCUUAACUUCUUGGUUUAGAUGGACUGAAUUUGCUCUUGGUGACAUUCUGCAUGUGUAGAUGGCAGCUUUCAUCGGCAAUAUGCUACACGAACUCAUCAAAACUACAUUUAGACAAUUUUAGUGGUAUUUUUGUAAACGACCAAAAGAAGGGAAUUGCUUUGGCAGUUAAAGCUGUGCCGUGACUCAAUCUGUCCCUCCUCAUAUUUGACGGCAGCCAUCAGAGGGGCGGCUCAGUGUGCUGAACAUGUGAUGGUUUUAUAAUUGUGCGCCUCCACCUUUCAAACCCUUUCAAAGAAUCAAGGCUAAAAGAGAGUUCCUGGACCCAACCUGCAACACUGUGCAGAAAGACCACAAAAGACACCCCAGGACUCACUGACUCCUGUAUUUCUGUAGCUGCAACUGUACAUUAGCGCUCUUAAUUUAAAGCAGAAGUGUGACAUUUAUGCACCUCUAAUUGCACCAAAUCAAAUUCAAGAAAUUAUAUUUUCCAAACAGGUUUUACAAGCACUCGCCACCUUCGGAAACACUAGUCAGUGCCCUGCGAAACAGAUUAUUACAGGUAGUUUUCGCCCUGAAGUCACACCAUUGGUUGAGCCAGAAGUCAGACGCACGCUGCAUUUAAAGGGAUAGUUUACCCAAAAUUAAAAACCUGUUAUUUUCUUCCCUCAUCAUUCUCAACCCAUAAGACUUUUCGUUUCGUUUGAAACACAGUAUUUUUAAUAAACCUGAGUGGUGUGUGUCCUUCCAUUGACAAUUUCAGGUAACCAAAGUCAUUGUAAAACAAGCUUCCACGUUUACCAUAUUUGAUGUGCUCUAUGUAUGUGUCGAUCACUGUUUAGGUGUAAAUAAAAGUAAAAAAAUAAAUCAGUUCAUCAUAUCAAGUGGCCAUAUCUCUUCAGAAGAUUUAGAUUAAAAUGCUUGAUAGCUUUAUAACGCCUUUUUUUUGGAUCUUUUAAGUUUUGGUUACCUUGACUUUCAAUGUAAGGAAGAAAACCUCUCAGAUUUCAUUAAAAAUACCUUCAUUUGUGUUUCAAAAAUUAACCAAAGUCUUACAGGUUUGGAACAAGCAGACAUGUACACUGCGAACGUGUACACUGAGUGUUUCAUCGACUCGUUGUUCUGAACAUGAGCUUCACAACAAGAGUGGUGAAGUGCUGCUGCAUACUACAUACUUCAGUGCCCCACAUCUUGCUUACAACAUACUGUUUAGGAGACGGAUGUCAGCAAAGACCUGAGAAGUGUGUGGAAUGGAAAGCUAUCGUAUUGCAUACUACACAGUAUGCUGUAACAUUUCAUGCAGUGUACUACAUUUUCACAUGACUUCACCAUGCGUUUAAUUCAGCAAAGUCCAGAUUUCAUCUAGGAUAUAAAUAGUUAAAAAACUGUUUUUAAAAAUUUGACUUUUGGAAGUCUGAGUAAAUGCUAAUUCAAAAAGAUGUUUAAAAAUCUGUCACGGAAAUGGACGGUGAAGUCAAACAUGAUGCAUUGUGGGAUACAUCAUUUGGCAUACUCAGGUUGUAUACUGCAUUGCAAAUUUGGAACCGCACCCUGCCAUACUAUUCUUACAAUUUCUAGCACAUAUAGAUAUAAAGUAAUAAAAGUAGUAUUCUAGUAUGCGGUUCCGAGUUCAAAACUCCGAAUGAAUCGUCCAGAUAUCUAGUGCAUACUGAAAACUUCUAUGUGCAAACUACAGAAAUAUGUUGCUGAAGUAUGCUAGUAUGCUAAAUAGCAUACUACCAAAUACUGAUUCUGGGUAACUGGAUAUGACUUCUUGAAUUAAACAUGCUGAGAUAAAUCAUGUGACAACAAUGUAGCAGAAUACAUUUGAAUAAUGCAUGCUGUUUUCCAUACUAUUUUUAAAACAAGCAGUAUCCAACAUAGUAUGCAGUAUGUAGUACACUAGUAUUCUAGUGCAAACGGAUAUCUAGUUUCUAACAUUUGACCUAGACCUCAUUCAUCAAACACAAAAUCAUUCGUAAAAUCAUUAUUGUGUAUUUUGUUGAAUUCGAUUCGCCUGUGCAGAUCUGAAUGUUUUAUUUUCUUUAAAUGUAGUUUUUUAGAUCAUUUUAAAGAUUUUUAUUUUAUGUGAGUAGAUUAUAAAAGAAACAGUAGAAUGUCAGUAGAUGUUAAAAAAAAAGAAAAAGCCAAAAACAGUGUAGUCACAGUGACAGAGAUGAUCUCUGCCAUUAGUGGACCCGUACGUCACUGUUUGAGUCCUUCACUGUGCCUUAACGCAUAUGAAACCAUAUCAACACACUCUACUGAGCACAGUCCAUCCCCAGCACCUCAUCUUCUGCACACUGACGCACUUUCCUCCGGUAAGACCCUGCAGAGCCCAACCACACUAUAAAACACAGGCUGCUGGAUAUGAACGGCAGCGGAAACAAACAAGGAGGCCUGAAACUCCGUCUUCACACAGGUGUGCAUCUACUAAACUACGUAUUGAGUUCUUAUAUUGCAGAUACUUUGUGAUCGUUGUUUUUUUUUUCUGUUAAGUUUGACGUUGAGAUGCUUCUUGAAACCGUCUUUAUCCACACAUCAAGAGCUGAUCCGACUGAAUGUUUCUGAAGCUUAUAGAGAAGAUUAUUUUAGAUUUAUCUAGCCUAAGAUGAGAAGAAAUACUGUCGAGUUCCUCGUAGGAAAGGCGUUGUAGUGAGUGCAUCUGCUGUUAGUUUCUCACCAUUGCAUGAAAACAUGUCACGGCCUGCCAAUGAUCUCUGAUGCCUUAUUAAAAUGUCCGUUUAAUUUCUAUCUCGCUAGAUCCUCACUGAGACGUCCUGCACUGUGUGUGGGGGUUUUAUUCGUGUGUUCAGCUUUCCUCUGAAGAAGUGCAAUUGUACGAUGACAUCUCUCUUUGUUCGCAGCUGCUCCAGUGCUCUACUGCUGUACAACUCCUGGUGUGUCAUUAGGACACUCUCCAGACCCGCUGUUUCACAUUUAAAUUCAUAGUAAGAAAUACAUAUUUAUGUUCCAAGUCAU
This is a messenger RNA of Onychostoma macrolepis, 6477 nucleotides long. It is a transcript of the gene osbpl6, whose product is annotated as oxysterol binding protein-like 6. NCBI's taxonomy places the organism in Eukaryota, Metazoa, Chordata, Actinopteri, Cypriniformes, Cyprinidae. Gene Ontology annotation, cellular component: perinuclear endoplasmic reticulum; cytosol; intracellular membrane-bounded organelle. The transcript has 23 exons. The record is from RefSeq and is a predicted model, not a curated record. The coding region runs from base 438 to 3170 and encodes 910 amino acids. Gene Ontology annotation, molecular function: cholesterol binding.